This is a messenger RNA of Labrus bergylta (ballan wrasse), 2896 nucleotides long. RefSeq names its product cAMP responsive element binding protein 3-like 3 like (gene creb3l3l). Lineage: Eukaryota; Metazoa; Chordata; Actinopteri; Labriformes; Labridae. Gene Ontology annotation, molecular function: DNA-binding transcription factor activity, RNA polymerase II-specific; RNA polymerase II cis-regulatory region sequence-specific DNA binding. Gene Ontology annotation, biological process: regulation of transcription by RNA polymerase II. The record is from RefSeq and is a predicted model, not a curated record. Gene Ontology annotation, cellular component: nucleus.
GGUGGUUUCACUAGGAAGCAGUCUGACGUGAGACGAUAGCGGCGAAGAAACGCUGAGUACAGAAACCUAAAGACAACCGGACGAAUUCACUCUGAUGGUAUUUUGUCUCCUGUCAACGAACGAUGUCAGUCACUGAGGACCUACCAGACAUGGAUGGAGCAGACCUGUUAGGGCUUCUGCUCCACAACCGAGAGGACGGAUCUACUGAGCCUCUCUUUCCUGAUGAGACUGGACUCAUUGAAUCCUGGCUGUCUGAACAAGAUAUGUUGACAGGUAUGGACACUGAAGACUUUCUGUCCAGCUUGUUGGAGGGAGAGGACAACGUGGGGGAUUUCUGUCCCUCUCACUCUCCCUUAGGCAGCGACAGCGGGAUUUCCGAUGACAGCAGCACCGGAGUUGGAAACAACAACCGUCUGGGAUGCCCCAGUCCCCAGGGUAGCGACAGUGAUGUUGUGCCCAGUCCCAGCUACUCCCAGCCCAGCCCUGUGCCCUCUGACCCUGCCCUGACCCCUGCAGAUCAGCAGACAGAGAGCCCUGAGGCCUUAACAGUCCGGGAAGACCACAGCUACUCUAUGCUGCAGAGCGGGGACAGGGACGUGGAUAUGGAUAUGGACAUACUGCAGAGUGUGAGGGCGGAGAAGCCUGACACAGAUGUCUUCAUUGAUCUAGAUGACUAUGUGAGUGAGGUGAUGGAGGAGGACCUCAUGAGCGAGCUUCCCUGCACUCUCGCCAUCGAGGACUCAACUCAAGAUUCAACUGAGCCAAACACAGAAGACCAGUUCCAGUUCAAAGACAUCGUGCUCACUGAGGAGGAGAAGCGGCUUUUGUCCAAAGAAGGACUAACUAUUCCCACACACAUGCCUCUCACAAAGGCAGAGGAAAGGACCCUGAAGAGGAUCAGGAGGAAGAUCCGCAACAAGCAGUCAGCUCAGGAGAGCCGCAAGAAGAAGAAGGUGUAUGUGGACGGACUGGAAAACAGGGUUGCCAUCUGUACUGCACACAACCUGGAACUCCAGAAGAAAGUCCAAAUGCUUCAGAAACAGAACAUCUCCUUGAUAGAGCAGCUGAGGAAACUACAGGGAAUAGUGAAGAUGUCGACCAUGAAGGCCAGCACAACCAGCACCUGUGUCAUGGUGUUCCUGCUCUCUUUCUGUCUCAUCAUCUUCCCGUCAGUCAAUCCAUUUGGUGGAAAAACAGAACAGAAGGAACUGUACACACCCUCUUCCAUCAUCUCCCGGACCUUGCGCUCAAUUCCACAGGAAAACACAGAUGUCACAUACUACACGAAGCUGGACGAAGAAAAAGAAAAGCUCCUCCUGAUGCCCACAGCCGAGGUGGAGAACCAUCAAGCCAUCUUCGCCGGCGGUCAAAAUAAUCACACCCCUGACUACCAGAGGAUGGAGAAGCCAGACUCUGAAUCUGGAGUCAACAGCAACUCGUCUGCAGACUUCCCUGGUCCGGCUCAGGCUGCAGAUAUGACAUCGCCAGGAGUCGGGACCUUACAGGAAGGAUCCAUUGAUGCCUCUGUGAAAUCAGCUGUGGCAUAUGAGGUCACAGGAUCCAAGGAUAACUGGAUAGAACAGAACCCCCCGUCUGUUAUAUUACCGCAGCACCGCUCAGAUGAGAUGUAGUAGGGAGAUGUGGGUACAUAUUACCAGCAGAGGGAGCCAUAUUUAUGAUUCUUAGCAGAGGGACACUUAAGCUUUUUGAAGGGAUAAGGUAAAAUAAUAGUUCUAAUCAAGAUAUAUGAUCAGUCUCUGUCCCUACGAUUCCCCUUUAACAGCCCUCGGAUGUACUACUGUUACUUAAUGUGCACUUUUUUUUCGGAUUUCUUGCUCCAAAAAGACAAAAAGAACGUGAAGAGAGAUGUUUAUAUUUCAGCAGCGUAAAUGCUGCAAUUAUAAAACACAGGCAGGAGGCCAGAUGCUGUGCGGAUAGCACUGAGGGCUCCAAAAUAAUUGUACAAUGCGGUGCUGCGGCCAAAAAUCCUAAAUAUGUUGAAAACGCCAUCAAAAAAUGAUGUAGAGAUGCAGUAGGUUACUUCAAGAGAAGUAUUAACUAUUAUUUAUUACCAAAUCUUACAGAGAGCUUUGUUUGAUUCUCAUUAGUCUGGUCAGCUCCAGCAGAUCCAGGUGUUAAACUGCUCAUGAACGAAUCUCAGAGUAAAUGAUUGUGAAUCAAGCCGUCCGACAGUUGCCAGAACUCCAUUUAUAGUAGGAGAUUAGCUGCUUGCCUCUCAUAAUGCUUGAUCAAAGUGGUUGUUUGACCACCGUAACGCUUAAGCCAUUGCAGGACAUUUGGCCAUUUAGAAGACUUGUAAAGUUCUUUUUUUUUAGUAUUUCCCUUGUAACAAGGGUAUCCAUGCUCUUUUUAAAUUUGGGAAUGCUCUUGUUUUAUGUUGUACAGCAGCGCACAAAGAAGAAACUGCUUAAUAAACAAGACCCUGAUCGGUCAACAUUGUUAGUGAACCCCAGCCCACAUCCACAGUCUCCUCUUUUCCAUCCUCAUGGGACAGUUCUUACCUCUGUAAACAUGCCUGAAAUAACUGAAUAAGGGGUCUCAUAUAUUUGCUCGGAAAGUAAAUUUUGCAGUAAACUGUACUUAAAAAUGUAAUGACCUGUUGCCAGUGAUGCAUUUUCGUUGUUCCUUUGUGUUUUUCUUACAUUAUUGUUAUUAAUGGAAUCUAAAUGGUAUUGAACUGCUUUUUGUCAUUAGACAGUCAAUGAGAUUUUAAAUGUUGAUCAUGUUGAACAAAUGCACUGACAUUUGACAUAGUGUAAGAAGGGAAUGUAAAUAUGCGUAUAUAUGAUUUUAGCUCUUCUGUACAUUUGAACUCUAAUGUUUAAGAAUUCAUGUCAGGACAUCUAUAAUAAUAAAACUUUUUAUAAAUCACAAA